Haemonchus placei is the source of this 279-nucleotide messenger RNA. The record is from the annotation of a GenBank genome assembly. Lineage: Eukaryota; Metazoa; Nematoda; Chromadorea; Rhabditida; Trichostrongylidae.
AUGGGGAGCAGCUGUUCAACAAGGGCAAGAUCGCAAUGGCGACGAGAUGAAGAAGACCAACAGCAAAGACGCCUUUCUCGUGAAAGUGAAGCAGUCGAAAUACGAAGACGUAGGGGUGUAGAACAACGAAGAGCUCACUCGGCAAGAGCUGCGGUGGGAGCUACUGCGCGAAGGGAUCAGGAAGGAGAAGAACAGCAAGGAACCCUUCGGGAAAGUGCUGCUGAGAGGGCAAGAAUGCAAAGAGAGCAAGAAAGCGAAGAGCAGCGGGGAGCACGUCUG